This is a messenger RNA of Impatiens glandulifera, 1889 nucleotides long. RefSeq names its product CDT1-like protein a, chloroplastic. The record is from RefSeq and is a predicted model, not a curated record. The transcript is spliced from 7 exons. Gene Ontology annotation, biological process: DNA replication preinitiation complex assembly; mitotic cell cycle; regulation of DNA-templated DNA replication initiation. Gene Ontology annotation, molecular function: DNA polymerase binding; DNA binding. Gene Ontology annotation, cellular component: nucleus. The coding region runs from base 59 to 1771 and encodes 570 amino acids. Lineage: Eukaryota; Viridiplantae; Streptophyta; Magnoliopsida; Ericales; Balsaminaceae.
UCCACAGUCCAUCUCCAAUAUUCUCUGAAAUCUCUUUGCUAUACACAAACAAACAAACAUGACAUCUUCAGAAAAAUCUCCCUUUGUUUCCUUCAAAUCUAAGAAGAUUCUUCGUUCAUCUUCUUCCAAGCCUUCCAUUGCAGAUGGAGAACCAGCGUCCGUUCUUUCGGAUCGGAGUCCUUGGAGUUCCAAGACGCCGGAAAAGCCAAUCAAUCCUCCACGGCGCACGUCUAAUCGUCGCGCUGCUUAUUCAGUGAAACAAGUGAGAGAGGCAGCGGAGAAGCUCCGGAACUCGCGUCUGCGACCCUCCAUUGAGCCCGAUUCAAUUAUUUGCGACGGGUUGGAAGCUGCAAGAUCCUCUGGUGCUACAGAGAUCCAACGAGCGAAGAAGACUGACGAAUCAUCUGAUCUGCCAGAGAGGUACCAGAUGUUGAUUAAGUUUUUUGAUAGCUUUGACAACUCGAUUCGAUUGCUUAUUAUGAAAGGAUCUAUGUGCACAUUUACAAAUAUUAGCUCCAAAAUUGAGGCUUUCACUAAUAGGAGGUUCACUUAUAGUCAUUUGGCACAACUGAAAUUCAUUUUACCAGAGGCAAUAGAGAUCAAGAAGAUUGUUACUCGUGAUGAACUGACUUUCUGUAUGAAGCCAAAUCUUCACAUUACUUUGAACAUUAAUGCAAUUACUGAAAGAAAGCAACAACUAUCAUCACAGAGUGGGCAUCCUUACAUGAGGAAGUUAUUUCGUAGUCGGCUAUUGGAUUACUUUAAGUCUCAUCCAGAGGAUGACAUUCCCGAGGAAGAGUUACCGGAACCAUUCAACAAGUCGAAGCAAGUUCUUCUUACAAGUGAGACAGGCAAUUCAUCCUUGGCCGGUGAAAGUUCAAGUGAGACAGACAAUUCAUCCUUGGCCGGUGAAAGUUCAAAUUUUUUACCUGCAUCUCAUUUAUCAAAAUCUUUUAGUAGAGGCUUUUCAAUGAAGGCUUUACAAACCGAGAAAAAAUCAACAUCUCCUUUUCAAUCCAUCCCGGUAUCAAAUUUGUCUGAUUCAAAAUUCACAUCAUCAACAUUCGACGAUGAAUCACACCAAUCAUCCAGUUUACCUGUAACUCCAUUAAAAGAAAUGGUUGUUUCUAAAACUGCUGUAACUCCAUUAAAAGAAAUGGUUGUUUCUAAAACUGAUGGUGAAUGCACUUCCGGUGAACUCGUAUUGACUCCACUGAAGCUGAUGAGUGUCACACCAAUAGUAAAGACUCAAAAGAGGUGUUUCAUGACCCCCAAUAAUGAUGCUGAUACAAGUAAAUUACUCAAACGCCCUCCACGAAGUAGGUCUUUGAAAUUUGAUUCUCCUACCAAAUGUAAAAAGAAUGUAAAAUCAAAUGAUGAUGACAUCUUGGACAUACUUCCUGACCAUGUUCUGCAAUCGAUAAGAGAUAAGGAAAUGAAAGCAAUAGAAGAGCGAGAUCCAGCCAUAUCACAAGCAAAAUGGCGAAGACAAAUGAUAUCAAGUUUACCUAAACUAUUUGAUACAAUUGUCUUUUUAUAUCAGUCAAUCAAACGGUCGGUUCUCACAAAAAAUGAUCUCAUUCACAAGAUCAUUUCUAGCCACUUAGACAUCGUCGACAGAAGAGAAAUUGAAGAGCAAGUCAGGCUGUUGCAAGAGUUGGCUCCUGAGUGGAUUUAUGAGAAGUUUGCAUCAACUGGAGAUCUUCUGGUCUACGUAAAUAAAAUAUCAAACCCCCAAUCAAUCCGAGCAAGAAUGGCUGAAGCGAAGUGAGUCGCAAAGUGAGUCGACGAGGAUAUGGUUUUAGAGAUAAUAUUGAAUUUUGUAUACGGUCUUAACCACAAGAUUAAUUAUUUUUUGAUUUAUUUUUAAACUAUCAUUAUUUAAAUCA